AUGGCAAAUCAAGUUAUCGUAGGAGAACUCUUACAGGAAGGAACUUCGCAAGUAAGGCCACCAUACUUCAAUGGACAACAUUUCUCCCACUGGAAAGUAUGUAUGGAGAUACAUGCAAAGGCAUACGACAUUAUAGUUUGGAGAAUCAUCAAAAAGGGGAAUUAUCCUCUGUUAGCUGUCGCUCAACCACUUGCUGAUCCUGAAGAUACAAAGUCAUAUAGAAACAAGCAAAUGACAGUGGUACAAGUCAAUAAUAAGUCAAGAAACUUGCUUUAUAUUGCUAUAAGUGGUGAAGAGUAUAAGAAAAUCUCUAGCUGUGACACAGCCAAAGAGAUGUGGGACAAGCUUGAAGUUACAUACGAAGGAACUAACAAGGUAAAGGAAACACACAUCAAUAUGUUGGUUCAUAAUUACGAACUCUUCCAAAUGAAAGAAGGAGAGUCUACUGAAGAGAUAUUUUCCAGAUUCAGCAAAAUAAUUAGCGAUCUAAAGGCCUUCUACAAACCAUAUACAAGUGGUGAUCAAGUCAGAAAAAUUAUCAGAAGUCUACCAACUACUUGGCAGACCAAAGUGGUCACACUUGAAUCUCAAGAUCUAAAUAAGUUAUCCUAUGAUGAACUACGAGGAAAACUCAUAGAUUUUGAAAAGACACAUCUUAAAAAAACAAAUCAAGAAGAAAAAAAGAAAAUAGUCGCAUUCAAGGCCACAACUGAAAUAGCUGAACAUGAUAUCGAUAAUGAUAUUGAAGCCCUUCAAGAAGAAAUUGCUAUGAUGUCAAAAAACAUGGAUGGUUUAAUGGGAAGAUUUAGGAAUACAAGGAGAGGAAGGAUUCCACCUAGGCGAUCCAGGCAAUACAACGAACAUGACAAGAAUGAUGGAAAAUGCUACGAGUGUGGAAGAUUUGGACACAUUCAAGCUGAGUGCCCAGAUCUAAAAAGGAAAAUUUCCAGAGGCUUUAACAAGAACAAAUCAUUUGGAAGCUGGAGUGAUCAAGACAGUUCAGAGCACGAGGAGAUAGCAAAUCUUUGCUUCAUGAAAAUUCUGGAAAACGAGAUAAACAAAUAUUCAUGA
Molecule: messenger RNA, 1071 nt
Organism: Nicotiana tabacum (common tobacco)
Lineage: Eukaryota; Viridiplantae; Streptophyta; Magnoliopsida; Solanales; Solanaceae
Molecular function (GO): nucleic acid binding; zinc ion binding
Source: RefSeq, a predicted model, not a curated record